Molecule: messenger RNA, 942 nt
Organism: Fukomys damarensis (Damara mole-rat)
Lineage: Eukaryota; Metazoa; Chordata; Mammalia; Rodentia; Bathyergidae
Product: olfactory receptor 11H6
Exons: 1
Coding region: 1-942 (313 amino acids)
Biological process (GO): G protein-coupled receptor signaling pathway
Cellular component (GO): membrane
Molecular function (GO): olfactory receptor activity; G protein-coupled receptor activity
Source: RefSeq, a predicted model, not a curated record
AUGAAUAUGUCAGAAGCCAAAAGAGUGACUGAGUUCAUACUCCUGACUUUUCCCUGCUCCAGAGAUGUUCAGAUCCUCCUCUUCCUGCUGUUCUCUGUGUCCUACAUCCUGACCCUGAUGGGAAAUGGGGCCAUCGUGUGUGCGGUGAAGGUGGACCACAGGCUACAUACCCCUAUGUACCUCCUAUUGGCCAACUUCUCAUUCCUCGAGAUCUGUUACAUCAACUCCACCAUUCCCAACAUGCUGACAAACUUCCUUUCUGAGUCCAAAGCCAUCUCUUUUACAGCCUGCUUCCUCCAGUUUUACUUCUUCUUCUCCUUGGGCACUGCUGAGACUUUCCUACUCCCCCUUAUGGCUUUUGACCGAUACUUGGCCAUCUGCCAGCCUCUCCACUACCCUACCAUCAUGAACAAUCGUCUCUGCAUAAACUUGGUUGUCCUCUGCUGGGUGACAGCCUUCCUCUGUUAUCCAGUCCCCAUCUACUUUAUCACACAGCUCCCUUUUUGUGGCCCAAACACGAUUGACCACUUUGUCUGCGACCCCGGUCCUCUUUUGGCUUUGUCCUGCAUCCCCGCACCUGGAAUUGAGCUUUCUUGUUCUUUGCUGAGCUCAUUUAUUAUUUUCAUCACCUUCUUUUUCAUCCUUGCAUCCUACACACUGGUUCUCAGAGCAGUGUUUCAUGUGCCAUCAGGAGCUGGCAGACGUAAAGCCUUCUCCACCUGUGGUUCCCACCUAGUUGUGGUGUCUCUGUUUUACGGAGCCAUCAUGAUGAUGUACAUCAGGCCAAACUCUGGAAAUCCAGCGGGGACACAGAAGAUUGUAACCUUCGUCUAUUCCUCAGUGACCCCACUCGUAAACCCACUGAUUUACAGUCUCCGGAACAAGGACAUGAAGGCAGCCUUGAGAAAAAUUCAGAAAUGCACAAAAAUUAGUCAAGAUUAA